Molecule: messenger RNA, 6156 nt
Organism: Peromyscus californicus insignis
Lineage: Eukaryota; Metazoa; Chordata; Mammalia; Rodentia; Cricetidae
Gene: Rgs9bp
Product: regulator of G protein signaling 9 binding protein
Exons: 1
Coding region: 799-1512 (237 amino acids)
Biological process (GO): detection of light stimulus involved in visual perception; G protein-coupled receptor signaling pathway
Cellular component (GO): neuron projection; photoreceptor outer segment
Source: RefSeq, a predicted model, not a curated record
CUAGGGGUGGGGUCCAAACUGGGUCCCCGAACUGGGGCUGGACAGCGAUGGAGAAGAGCCCCACCUAGGUAACCAUUCUGCCCCGCCGAUCGCCCUGUGUUGCCGGUGACGCAGAUCAGAGGUGCUCAGUCCUCCGAGCCACACUACUCUGUUGCCUACAGGAAUCAGUGACCCUCAGCCCCGUCUCUCACUAUCAUGGGCUCCACAUAAGCUUCUUUCUACCGAGACUCAGUUUUCCUCGUCUGCAAAACAGGAAAAAGUUGGAUUUGCAAGGCGCUAAGGUUCCAGAACUAUAAUGGAAUGCAUGGUAGGGAAAGGAGGGAAAGCCACAUUUGACCUCCCCUGGCUGGGCCCCGCCUACCACUGGUCAAGGGGGAGGAAACUCCUGGCCCAGACCCGCCGCAGGAGGCGUGUCCUAGGAAACUGGAUCCUGCUGCCCUUGGCCCGAGCUGAGGCGCGCCGCUCAGCCUGGAGACGUGGGAUCGACCAAGGAUGGGGUUUGCGUCCUGGGCUUCUCAGGGAGCCACCGUGAAGGAAAAAGUCGUGCAGAGACACUGCGAGUGACCUGGAGCGCGUCGGGGAAAAUGGAGGAGAGGAUGGGAGGCAGCUAACCCGACUCCCUCUGCACGCGGGGACGUCGAAGGCGCACGUCGAGGGUCCCCCAGAGAGCUCCGUUUAGAGCGGUGGAAAGGCAAUGAGGAGUGUUCGGGUCGCCCAGCCCAAGACUGGCAUCGGGGCUGGAGGCGACCUGCGACGCUGAAGGGUGCGAGUGGGGCACCGCCGCCGAAGGGCAGCGCCAUGGCCAGGGAGGAGUGCAAGGCGCUGCUGGACGCGCUCAAUAAGACCACGGCGUGCUACCAUCACUUGGUGCUGACUGUGGGAGGCUCCGCGGAUACGCAGGACCUACGCGAGGAGCUGCAGAAGACCCGCCAGAAGGCGCGCGAGCUGGCCGUAGCCACCGGCGCCCGGUUGACCAUCGCAUUGCGCGACCGGGGCUUGGCGACCGAGGAGCGCGCGGAGUUCGAGCGGCUCUGGGUGGCCUUUUCGGGCUGCCUGGACCUGCUCGAGGCUGACAUGCAGCGCUCACUGGCGCUGGGAGCUGCCUUCCCGCUGCACGCGCCGCGCCGGCCACUCGUGCGUACAGGAGUGGCCGGCGGCUCCUCUGCUGUGGCCGCGCGCGCCCUGAGCGCUCGCAGUUUGCGACACGAGGCCGAAGGCGACUUCGACGUCGCCGAUCUGCCCGAGUUGGAACGCGAAGUCCUCCAAGUGGGCGAGAUGAUCGACGACAUGGAAAUGAAAGUCAACGUACCCCGCUGGACUGUGCAGGCGCGGCAGGCGGCGGGCGCCGAACUCCUGUCCGGUGCCAGUGCCGGUGCGUCCUCGGCCGGUGGCAUUUCGGUAGAGGAGCGCGCGGGACCCUGCGACCCCAGCAAGGCCCUAGCUGCCACUAUUUUCAGUGCCGUGCUGCUGGUGGCUGUGGCACUCGCCUUAUGUGUGGCAAAGCUGAGCUGACUGAUACCCAACGACCACCCACUGCCCCUUCUCCUUCCAGGGUAUGGGUGUGGGGGGCUGGCCUGUUAAAGAGAGGUAGUGAACCCGGGUGUGUGCGCGCGCGCGCGCGUAUGAACACGAUCCUUUCAAGGCACACUUCUGCCUGGGCAAGACAUGUUUUGUUUUUUAACUUGCUGGCUCAAGAGGAGUUAACUGCACAGGGCAGUCAGGGCAUUACCUCUAAUGUCUGCAGGAGCUUUAUCUCCUAUUAAUAGAAAUCGGUCCAGAGUGACCCCAGAUCCCUUUGAGUUUGAUGGGUUAACACGUGUGCGCCAAGUUUGGUAACCUCGCCCUAGUCGGUAGCUCCCACUUUGCAUGAGGGCAAUUUGGGAAAGGUGUAGAGUUGCAUCAAGCAUAGUGAGGGCGCCGUUUUGUUCCCUAGUCAAAAAACGAGUUGCAGUAAGAUGUGAGUGGGUUUAUUACCUUAAACCUUUGGGGCCUAAGCUUUGGGAGAGUUUGCUGAUAGAGGUUCAUGCAAAGUGCUUUCUCUAGGGACACUACUGCACUUCUUGGCGGACAUUGUCCGUUAGUCACCUGGAGCAGCAGCUCCCAGAGGUUUGGUGUUGUGACCCCAUUUAGGAAACCCAAGGAGGUUGUUUCAACUCGAUGUGGUAGAUAGAGUUGGACCCACUGCACACUUGCCUCAAGAAAAGACCCUACCCAUCCCUGGAUGGGGGGGGAUGAACAGUAAAUGCCACUUCGGGAGGGGCCACACUGCUAUGUAAACAGGCACGUUCUCCUCCCCAGAGGCUUAUUUUAUCCCAGAAUUAGACCACAGUGUUUGACCCUCCUUUGAGGGAGGGCUGGGGGAAUCCUCUUUGAAACCCUUAAUCCUAUCUAUCCCUGGACUUUACUUGCCAGCCAAUAGGAGCACAAGCUUUCUAGAGAGCUGCCCAACUGUCUGACCCCAUGCUGCAGGAAAGGGCAACACUGGCAUCACUAGCACAUAGAGGCUGGGAGCCCGGCAGCUGAGACUGAGUUCAAAAUGUAACAGUUUUGAGUUGGAAUUUAAGGAGCUUUAAACACACACACCAACACACACAUCUGAAAGAAUGACAUUAGCAUAUUAGUACCAAAGCUGGGUUUUGUUUGUUUGUUUAUAGUAUAAAAGAAACUGGGCCACAAGCUCAUAUAUGCCAAAUGAGUCGAGCUUAGAGAUCUUUGACAUGUACCUGAGGCUACUAAAUAUGAUCUGCAUCUAUUUUUUAAAAUCUAUAUUUUUGGGACCAGAGAGAUGGCUUAAUAGAAGUUUAUAUUGUAGCCGGGCAUAGUGGUGCAUGCCUUUAAUCCCAGCACUCAGAAGACAGAGGCAGGCAGACUGCUGUGAGUUCAAGGUCAGCCUAGUCUACAGAGCGAGUUCCGUGACAGCCAGGACCACAUAAAGAGACCCUGUCUCAAAAAACACAUUUUAAAAAAAGGCAUGUAUUUAUUCCUCUUGCAGAGCAAGCAAGUUCUGUUCCCAGCACCCACCUCCAGCAGCUCACAACUGCCUGUAACCCCAGCUCCAGGAAAGGUCUGAUGCCCUCUUCUGGCCUCCUUAGGCACUUGCCCUCACAUAUACAUAAUACACACACACACACACACACACACACACACACACACACACACAACUAAAACUAAAUCUUUUAAAAGCAAUCUAUAUUUUUGCAUAGAGAUUGAAUUUUGAGAUCAUGGCACAAACUACCAGAAUCAUCUACAUAAAAGGCAGAAGCAGCCUCACUUUCCACCUAUAAAGAAGGAGACCUGAGACACACUCUUGGCCCCAAGCCCAUGUUACCUUUCUGGCCAGGCUCUGUCACAUUCCUGGCGAUGUGGGACAGAGAAAACAGAUGCAUUUAACUUUUCAAAGAUAAUUUGGAAUGAGAUCAAAGAUUUGCUUGGCUGGAACCAGGAUUUUUUUUUACCCUCUAACAGUGAGAAAGAGCUAGAGUGAUGGCUCAGGGGUUAAGAGCACCACUGGCUGCUCUUCCAGAGAACCUAGGUUUGAUCCUCAGCACUGCUGCAUGCUGGCGGUGCACAGACAUACGUGCAGGCAAAACCCCCUAAACACCGGAUGAUGAUGAUGAUGAUGAUGAUGAUGAUGAUGAUUUUUUUAAGUGAGAAAGAGGACCAGGUGUAGGGAAAUAGCAGUUCUUUACAAGGUCAAUUUGGAAGGCUAAUUGACACAAGUCUGGGCACCUACCCCAGGCCACGUGAACUGUGUGUGAAAUAUGGAAUCUGUUUGCAGAUGAUUUGACUGUGCUUUUAAAAGACCCACAGGGGUUUUUCAUUUGUUUGUUUGUUUGUUUGUGACAGGGUUUCUCCGUGUAGUUUUGGUGCCUAUCCUGGAUCUCGCUCUGUAGACCAGACUGGCCUCGAACUCACAGAGAUCUGCCUGGCUCUGCCUCCUGAGUGCUGGGAUUAAAAGCAAGGACCACUGUCACCUGGCCCCAUAGGUCUUAAAGCCGAUUAAAUGUUUUACAAUAAUUACUAGUAAGAGUUCUUGCUCCCUCCGGGCUAGGUAACUCUGAUUAGGUACCACGUCGCUGCUUGUCCAGGAUGCCUUUAGAGACAAUGUAGAAAGUUUUAAACUCUGCCUGCCACACACAACACAACUGAGAGUCUCUGUCACCUUCUCCAGAGACUCAUCUCUCUGGCAAGAGAAGUCUGGAGGCAUUUGGUGACAUGGCAUUAGGAAAUCUCUAUAAGAAACAGUUGGUGAAGGCACCCUGCCAUUUCCAAGACUGUAACUCUCUACUCUCAUCAGGGAGUUUUGGUUUAUAUUUUUUAUUUUAUUUUUUAUUUUUUUUUGGUUUUUCGUGACAGGGUUUCUCUGUGUAGCUUUGCGCCUUUCCUGGAACUCGCUUUGGAGACCAGGCUGGCCUCGAACUCACAGAGAUCCGCCUGCCUCUGCCUCCUGAGUGCUGGGAUUAAAGGCGUGCGCCACCACCGCCCGGCUGGUUUAUAUUUUUUAAAAAUUGGAGGCCGGAGAGAUGGCUCAGCAGGUAGGAGCACUUGCUACUUUUAUAAAGGACUGCUGUUCAGGUCACAGCCACCUGUCACUCCUGCUCCUGGGAAUCUGGCGUCCUCUUCUGGCCUCCAUGGGCACUGCACAUACAUGGUGGGUGCAUGCGUGCACACACACAAAUAUUAGUAAAUUUCUCAAAAUUGUUCUGUAGAGUGUAUUGAAAACGUAAGCCAUAUGGCACUGAAUAAUCCAUUAAGCCAGUGGUUCUGAGCCUUCCUAACACUGCAACACUUUAAUAUAAUUCCUUGAGUUGUGGUGACCCCCAACCUUAAAAUUAUUUUCAUUGCUACUUUGUCACUGUAAUUUUGCUACUGUUAUGAAUUGUAAUGGAAAUAUCUGAUGUGGAGGAUAUCUGAUUGUGACCCCUGUGGGGUCGCAACCCACAGGUUGAGAAUCAUUGCUUUAAAAGCGAAGUGGACAAAUGUCCUACUGUCACUCUAUUUAAUUAGCUGAGUCAUCAGAUGCCCACCUGUUUGUGAGGGCUCUCAGAUCACUGCAACUUGUGAUAAAAUGUUGCAAAAAGAAAGGGCUGAGUUAACGUAAACAUUCUUCUAAUAGAUCUGUGAACCCAAGAAACUCACUGAGUUUGAAAAUGUUAAACAUGAGGUGAAUUCUUUGGUAUUCUGAUGCUGUCUAGGGGAACUACUACAGGACAUAGGCAAAGUCACCAACUGGCUGUUUUCUAACUAAUAUGUCUACUCUUGUUUCUACGUGUAACUGACAAGCUUUGCUGAUUCUUACUUUGCUGUUGAAGUCAUUUAUUUUCUAUAGACAUUUGGUAUGCUCUUAUACUUGAUACAAUUGAUAGGAAAAAAUUCAAAAUGCAUCAGCUAAGCUGAGUUUCGUGUAGGUCUGCUAUUUAAGAAUGAAGCAGGAAGAUCACCAGUUCAAGAUUAGCUUGGGCUGCGGUGUGAGUUCAAGGCUAACCUGGGCAACUUAGACUCAAAAUAAAAAGUGAAGAAGACCGGGGUUGUGGCCUAACGGCAGAGCCCUUGCUUAGCAUGUUGGAGCCUUCAGAUUCAAUCCUGUGGCCCUCAAAAAUGUAUUAACUGAUAUUAAAAGACAAAAGCUUGGAAUGUCAAGGGACUAUCAGCCUAUCAAGGGAAUGGGUUCUGAACCAGCAGUAAGCUACUAAUGAUUACAAUAAUCAUAUUGAAGGAAGUAAAUACCUAGAUAACUUUUUUUUCUAAGACAGGAUCUCAUUAUGUAGUCCUAGUGGUCCUGGAACUCAUAUGAAGACCAGGCUGCCCUUGAACUCAGAGAGAUCCUCCUGCUUCUGCCUCCUGAGUGCAGGGAUUAAAGGCAUGUGCCGCUAUACCUUGCUUUAAAUGUGUAGCCCAGAUUGGCCUCGAAGUAGUGAUCCUCCUGCCUUAGCCUCUUCAGAAUAUGCUACCAGUGUGGGCCACCACAACCAGUUGGAUGAUUUUAUGUAAUAUAAAAGGUUAUGUUUUUAAAUGCCAUGAGGGAAAAUAUUCAGGGUGGAGUUAAAGCCUGAGCUUUGUGAUUUCCCUAUAGUUUGCAGGAUGCUGUGUAAAGGAUGUGUGAUGCUGAGUAACUGGAAAGCAGUUUUGACUGAAGAGAUGUCUAAUUUGCAUGAG